Messenger RNA from Adelges cooleyi (spruce gall adelgid), 1578 nucleotides. RefSeq names its product pyridoxine/pyridoxamine 5'-phosphate oxidase. Gene Ontology annotation, molecular function: FMN binding; phosphatase activity; pyridoxamine phosphate oxidase activity. The record is from RefSeq and is a predicted model, not a curated record. Lineage: Eukaryota; Metazoa; Arthropoda; Insecta; Hemiptera; Adelgidae. Gene Ontology annotation, cellular component: cytoplasm. Gene Ontology annotation, biological process: pyridoxal 5'-phosphate biosynthetic process; pyridoxine biosynthetic process. The coding region runs from base 306 to 1061 and encodes 251 amino acids. The transcript is spliced from 6 exons.
UUAUUGUAACCACUUAACAUCAGCUGACCGCAUCAAUGAUGAGAAUAUUCGAUAUCGGUCGAUGGUUGUCUACAGCCUAAAUGCCCUGAUGCCAAAUACACAUUUGACAUUACACUAUGCGUGAUACCUAGUUAAGUUAGAACGUCUGUUAGCGACGUUCAUAUGCCGGUUAAAAUUACUGUAUUGUGAAUGUAUAUUACCUAUUCAUAAUUUUUUAAUUUUCAUUAACAAAAGGUUAAAUUAAACACGGCUUGUUUAAACAACUACCUGAGGUACCGUUCAUAUCAUAGACUGGAUAUAUAUGAAUGAGUUUUAGUGUUAAUCUAUUGACGAAGAUAGUUCGCCGAUUAUCAUAUAAUUCAAUGGCGGAUUAUAACGUUGCACAAAAACGGAUCGAGUAUCUAGGAAAAAAUCAAGUGUUGCACGAGCAUGAAUUGGAAUCGCAUGACCCUUUAAAACUAUUUAAAGUAUGGUUCCAAAAAGCUGAUUCAAACAAAAUGAUUAGAGAGCCGAAUGCAGCUUGCUUAGCCACGGCCACAAAAGAUGGCGUUCCGUCUGCGAGGUUUGUUUUGCUUAAAUAUUUUGAUAGUUCUGGUUUCACGUUUUUCACAAAUUCCGAUAGCCGUAAAGGCAGAGAACUGGAGGAAAACCCCAGGGCUGCAAUGACGUUUUACUGGGAUCAAAUGGACCGAUCGGUACGAAUUGAAGGCCGUGUAGAGAAAAUGCAGCCUGGUGAUUCGAGCGUAUAUUUUAGUUCGAGACCUAGAGCCAGUCAGAUAGGAGCACAUGUCAGCCGCCAAAGUACAGUGAUCGCCAGCAGGGAAUAUUUGGAAAAAUUAACCGAACAAAUUGAAGCCAAAUACAAAGACAAGGAGGUUCCCAAACCUGAUUAUUGGAACGGUUACAAGAUAAUCCCGCAUAGUAUAGAAUUUUGGCAAGGGCAGUCGGAUAGACUUCAUGACCGUAUACAAUUUAUACGUUCUGAAGACGUUGGAGAACAUAACAAAGACGUUUGUCAAAAGGGAGAGAACGGCUGGGUGUUUUACCGGUUGUCUCCUUAACAAGAUGAACUCCUGUUAUAUAAAUAUUCCAUAAUCGCUUGUCUUCCGACUUCCGUAAAAUGUAGUAUAGAUAUUAUGUUAUGAAGUUAAUACUAUUAAUUUUAGUGAUUAGUAUAAAACAACUUUAUAAAAUCAGUGUAUAUUCAUUAUUCAACCAUACCGUUUAAUGUUCUGUAAACUAUUAAAAACAAACUAUUGUGUACACAUAAGACUGUUAGAAUUAUUAUAAGCUGUAUUAUAAAAGCUUAACGGCCUUACUAAAGAUAAAUGAAUACUAUUUAAUAGUAGCUGAUCUUACUAACACAUUUUUUUCAUGAAUAAAAACGAUACUAUAUUUAUAUAUUUAGCUUGGAUACGGAUCCGAGAAGACUUGAAUUGAAAUGAACAUUAUUAAUAAUAAGGUUUUAUCGAUAUUUGCAUUUUUAUCUUCUACAGAUUCGCAUCCAAGCGUUUAUUUAGUCACCUUCAGUUCAGUUAAAAUAAUUCCUGUUGGCCUGUAAUCUCUCUCGUUCAAAAU